This is a messenger RNA of Dendronephthya gigantea, 2739 nucleotides long. RefSeq names its product ectonucleoside triphosphate diphosphohydrolase 1-like. Gene Ontology annotation, biological process: nucleoside diphosphate catabolic process. The transcript is spliced from 9 exons. The coding region runs from base 338 to 1954 and encodes 538 amino acids. The record is from RefSeq and is a predicted model, not a curated record. Gene Ontology annotation, cellular component: plasma membrane. Gene Ontology annotation, molecular function: GDP phosphatase activity; UDP phosphatase activity. NCBI's taxonomy places the organism in Eukaryota, Metazoa, Cnidaria, Anthozoa, Malacalcyonacea, Nephtheidae.
UUUUAGUAGGGUUCCCCUUUAGAGAGGGGCAUUGCCUCUUGUGAACUAGCACCAGGUACAUGCUGUGAAGACAAGGUAGAAUUAGGAAUAUUGAAGGAGAUGAGAGGACGCCUCAUUCUUCCUUCUCUCAUCCAAGGGUGAAAUUCUCACGCAUUGCGAUUGCGCCACCUCUGGCGACCUCCCACAAGCAUAAGACAAAUCGUCAAGCCAUAUAUAGAGCGUUAAAAACCGGCCGAAUUCGUUUUACGCAUGUCCAGUAAGUUUACUGCGCAUGCCGCACCAACUACGAAGGCCAACGACAACCUACGAAAUGGUGAUUUAAAUACGACAUACGACCAUGGCAAUAACCGCUGUAGCUAGUUUGCGGGCGUUCAGGAAAAUGGCAGACCAUUCUCCUCUGGUCACCAGUGCGGAUAGUGUCAUAAAUGAAGAUACAACAAUAGUAAGAUAUGGUAGCAACAGAUGUAAGAAUGUUUUGAACGUGGUAUUGAUAUUAGGUUUCAUAGUUGUUGGUUCUGUGGUGAUAAUUGUUCUUCUUCUGGUUCGUCCGAAUGUCAGAAACAAUCCUGAAUACGGUGUUGUAUUUGAUGCUGGUUCAAGGCACACGUCUGCAUAUGUUUAUAAGUGGCCAGGAAAUAUAAGGUUAAGAGGAACUGCGGUUCCUGUGGAUGAGAUUUGCCAUGUUUCCAACAGUACAGGAAUAUCAUCAUUUGUGAACAAUCCAAAAGGUGCAGGUUCGUUGGUGGGCAAUUUAUUAAAAAAUGUCAUCGGAGAGGUUCCACAUGACAAGAGAUCAUCAACUCCUGUGUAUCUUGGAGCAACAGCAGGAAUGAGAUUGGAACGUGAGGUGAACAAGACAAUUUCGGACAACAUUAUGUCAUCUAUACGGGAUGUUUUUCUUGCUUCAAGCUUACAAUUCUCUGCCAAGAAUGCUAAGAUCAUUACAGGAAAAGAUGAAGGUUCUUUUGGAUGGAUCACUGUGAACUAUUUAAAGAAAGUUCUGCAGGAGAAAAAUGAGGAAGACAUCAAGGAGACCUCCGGAGCAUUAGAUUUAGGUGGAGCUUCAACUCAGAUCACAUUUGUGCCGCAAAACACUUCCCAAGCUAACCAACAUUUUAGGCUUUAUGGUAAAGACUAUCCCGUCUAUACUAAAACAUAUUUGUGUUAUGGACUUUCUGAAAUUUACCGAAGAUUUCUAGCACAACUAGCAAAGAAUGCAAACUACUCGGCUACGAUAUCCAAUCCCUGUGCUCGAAAAGGAAGCAUUACUAACCAAUCAGCGUCCAACAUAUUUCGUGAACCCUGCAGCUGUGAGCCAUCGCCGAAACCCAGAACUGCCCAGUUCACUUUCAACGGUUCAAACAACGAGUCGGAAUGCAACGAAAAUAUCAGGAGUCUUUUUGAUUAUAGUUCAACUUGUCCUAAUGCUGUACCAUUUUUCAACGCAAGUCAUAAACAACCUCCAGUUACGGGUAAUUUCCUGGCAUUUUCAGCGUAUUAUAUCAUUAAAAAAAACUUGAAUUUGCCAACUUCACCCACAAUGGACGAAUACAGGUCUGCUUAUUUGGCCUACUGCAAUAGAAAUGUGGUUGAGAGAAAAACGCUGGAUGCUUUUGUCACUGUAGUUCCGACCUGUUUUUCUGGACACUAUAUCUACACUUUGCUGACGUACGGUUUUCAAUUUAAGAAUGAUACGUGGAAAAUCUCUUUUGGGAAAACCGUGGACAAGAAGUCACUUGGCUGGGCUCUCGGUUAUAUGAUCAAUGCAACCAACUUGAUUCCAUUAAAUAAACCCAAACAUGUCCGAAUUUCGGACGAAAAUCUUAUACCAGCGCUUGUGGUGUGUGGUAUCUGCAUACUGAUUGGACUAGUAUUGUUUGUGAAAUAUUUGUCCAAGCGUGGCGUAUGUAGAAAUAGUUGCAGAACCAGAAGACUGAACUAUUCUCAUUUAUAAAUAACACAUGGGGUUCUUCACGCUCCGAAGAAACGAAACAUGAAUCAAGUCAUGUCCCGACUUCUGAGGUGUUGAAAAGAGGGGAUGAAUGAUUCGAUGAAGUCUUUCCUAAUUCUCAGAAUUGCUACUAGUCGUUGUGAUUGGUUGAUUUGGCCCCUUCUAAAUUCUAAUAUAUUGUCUAAAUUUGAUAUAUGGGUUUUAGACAGCGCGUUAGUUUGAGACAAACCAAAAUAAAAAUAAAAAUAUUUAUGGAUAGUAAAUUAACUAUUAAAAAUUGAUAAAAUAAAUUAAAGUCAAUAAAAUUUUAUACAAUCUUUCAUGCAUAAAAUGGAUGACUCAUUGCAAACGAAUGCGGUAUUGUUUUACGAGUUUCAGGAUUAAUAAUGCGUCUAGUUGUCUCACUAGAAAUGUCAAGCCCUAGACUGACUGUCUUUGGUUGUUUUUGCGGCAUUUUUGUUAUUGUUUUAUUAAACUUUUUAUGGCGCCUUCCAAAACCUAUUUAAGCAUCCUAAACCUGCCUAAACUUAAUUUUGAGGUAUUAAAGUAUAGUGAAAUUGUUUUGUAUUGUAUGUGUGGUAUCAAUAUCAAUUAGGUCGAUUCAGAUGCACACUAGUGGUAAAUGAAAUAUUUGCGGCAAAAGUACAUCGUAAUCUACCAAAAUUAAUUAUUUUAAAACAUUCAGCAAAAGCUAAAAUCGUUCCUUUAAAGUUUGCAUUGUGUAACAGCCAAUCAGAUUGCUCUAAAUUAUGUUCGAGACCGAAGAAUUGAGUUUUAUUUUAUCUGGU